AUGGAAGAUCUGUUUUUACAGUUUUUACACAAAACUCUCUUCUCUGUAGAAAAUGACCAAGCAAAAAUCCAAGCUUUUGAUUCCAUAAAAUAACAAUUAAAUAUGGUAUCUCAGCGCUUCUCGAUCGGCAACACCGACUCCUUCGAGCACAUAUCUAAUUAUAUCCGGCAAGGUUUUACCAACCUUAAAUGGACGGCAAUGGUAGAUAAACAAUUCUGGUAUAUGGUUCAGAGCCUAGCCCUCAGUCUAAAUUUGGGAUUGGGUUUUUACCUCGGAGGAAAGGAGAGUUCAGGUUUUGGAAAGGGCAAGCCCAGCAAGGUCUACAGGAAGUACCUAGACCAAGGGGGCAAUUACCUAGUGUAAAACUGGGAGUUACACCCCAGGAUCUGGAUUUUCCUUUUGCCGAGAGGCCACCAGAAAUUCCAUUUUUUGAAAUUUUUGAUAGGUCAACUUCGUAACUCAAGCAGCAAGCCGCAGAAGUCCAUAGCCGCAAGGAGAGGAGUAGACGUCUAGGGAAAUCUCACUUCAGAAUAUCAAGCCACCAGGAGCUGAAGAAGGAGAAAGGCAGUGUCAGGGCUAAACUUGGCCAGCGAACCAUUGCCCCAAUUCAAACAAGGUGGAUCCGAAGACGGCGCAAAGCAGGUGAACCCCAGUGUUGGAUACUUGGUGACUGCGCAAUCAAAACGGCAGACGCCUUCUAAUUUCUAAGUUAAGUUAAGAUUCCAUAAAAUCAGCUUAUGAACUUCGAAAUCAAUACCUUGCAAGCCCUUCUUCAGCUCUUUUAGCUCAGCUUGAAAAAUUUACCGAUUUUGAAUCCACUCAUGAGCAUGGUCCUCUAUCCCACGAAGUGGAGCACUCAGACAUCAUUAAAAUUAUCCUUCAAUACCUUCAAGACACCCAGCUAUCCAAAUCCUUCAAAACUCUUGAAGAAGAAUCCCAUAUAUAUUGGUCAGGAAUAGACAGCAUUGAAGAUCUCCAAUCAGAAAUUAAAGAAGGAAGCUGAGACCACGUCUUAGAAAAGCUAUCAAAUUAUAAGCUUGAACAAGAAAUGCUGUUUUACCUGUAUGAAACAAUUUUCCUUGAAUUAAUACAAAAACAAGAAUGGGAUAAUGCUUUAGGGAUCCUUAAUUCCCAAGUUUUAAGGAAACUUAAAGAUAAAGAUCCAGAGAGGUUUAUGAGGCUUGAAAAACUUGCAGGGAGUCGGCAUGAAGUCAAUGAUAUUUAUGCAGGAUCUUUUGGGAUGGCUGAAAGAAAAAUUUUUUUGGCUGGAAAAAUAGAGGAAUAUCUUGAAGAAGUGCCAAAGCAAAGACUGUUGACUAUUAUUUCACAAGCUUUGAAAUAUAUGAAAAUACAAAAGCAGCUGCCAGCUGCAAAUGAGUAUGAUUUGUUGAAAGGAAAAGCAAGGGAAUCUAAAAAAAGUGAAGAGUUUGUAUGCGAUUAUUUAUGACUAAGACUCUAAAAAUUUUUAAAAAUUAAUGAAUUCAAUCUAUUUAAAAUAAAUUAUUUAUGCUUUCAGUAAGAAUAAAUUGAUAUAAAAUAUUUUGAUAGAUACUUAGAAACUGAAGAAGACUCGAAAAUUAACUGUUUUUCAUAUACGCCAGACGGGAACUGCCUUAUUACAGGCAGCAAUGAUGGAUUUAUUGAAGUAUGAGACCCAUACACAGGCAAAUUAAAGACUUCUCUAUUAUACCAACAAGUAGAAGAAUUCAUGGUGCAUGAAGAAUCCAUUUUAAGCUUGGCUUGUUUAAAUGACUAUAUUGCAGCUGGCGACUCCUCAGGAGAUAUCAAUAUAUGAAAAAUAGCAACAGGUCAAUGCUCCAUUAAAUUUCCCUCAAUACACAAAUCAGGCGUAAUUUCUUUAGCAUGAAGUGAAGACUCCAGCAAAGUUGUAGCUGGAAGCCCUCAAGGCGUCAUUAAAAUUCUAGGCUUAAAAGCCCAAACUUUGCUAGGCGAAUAUCACAUGCACUCUUCAUAUGUGAAUUGCUUACAAAUAAAAGGGAAUAAAUUAUUCUCUGCUGGAGGAGAUGGGACAGUUGUGAUAUAUGACUUGAAAAGAUUUACAUGAAUUUCAACUUUAAAUAUCAUACAAACUGGAAAUCACCAAAUAAUUUAUAUAAAAGUUAUGAAUUUUAAUGAAAUUUUUGUAGUUUGUGCACAGGGGAAUGCUGGAAUUUAUAGUUAUGAAGGAGAAGCUAUUAAAUCUUUUGAGACAGGCUUAGAAGUUUUAAGUGGCGAUGUCAGUUCUUUAGGAAAAUUCGUAUAUAUUGCAAAUCAAGGGAAGGUAAACAUAUUUAAUUUGCAAGGUGAAUUUUUACAUAAUUUAGAUGUAAAAGGUUUAGCAAUAGCAAAAAUCUCAAUUCAACCUAAUAGGGAUUCUCUAUCAAUUUUAGACGAUUAUGGGAAAAUUCAACUAUGGACAGCUUAA
Molecule: messenger RNA, 2425 nt
Organism: Blepharisma stoltei
Lineage: Eukaryota; Ciliophora; Heterotrichea; Heterotrichida; Blepharismidae
Source: the annotation of a GenBank genome assembly